AUGAACGAAGAAGAAGAUAAUAGGAGUCGGACAGUUACUUUGGAUGGGGAUAAUGAAUCUAUGAAUGAUGGAAGAGCUCUUGUUCAAGCGCCGAUUCGAAGUGGAGAUGUUAUUAGGUGAGUGGAGGCUUUGAAAUCUUGAAAUGAUGCGGAAAUCGCUAAUUUUUCAAAAAUGCAUGAAACCCUAACGUGAACAAAAAAGUAGAAAUUUAAAUUUUACUUGAAAUUGUUGAAGGUUUCUUGAUUUUCACCGAAAAUUCAAGAUCAGUGAAAAUAGAAGAAUAUUUUUAAUUUGAUAAAAAUCAAAUUUUUAUUGGAUUUUCAAAACACUGUAAGAUUUUGAGCUUUACAAAAAAUUCUCAUAAUUUUAAAUUCUUAUUGACUCAGAGAUUCGCUGGCCAGCUCGCCACCAGAUCGCUGCGGCCACCUGGAAACCGCAUGGCCGCCAGGUCGCCUCGAGUUUUCCGGCGACGUGGCCUGUGUGUUUGAAAUUAUGGAAAGCUGGCAAGACAGUGGUUUGUACUCAAAACACUGCAUUUUCUACUGUUUUUUUCACUUCAUAAGGUUUCAAGUGCUGCGAAAAAACAGAAAAUGAGCCAAAUUUUUCGAAAAUGCCUCAAUUCACAAGUUUUUCAGACAUUUUCAUGAAAAUUCAUUUUGACGCGGCGAAGUGGCCACCACAUGGUAGCCAUGUGGUCGUGACCUAGCCAGAGCCUGGCCACCUUGCCAGCGAAAAAACCGGGCGACAUGGUUUCCAUGUGGUUCCCAGGUCAGCCAGCCUCCCCACCUGGUGGCGAGCUGGCCAGCGAAUCUCUGAGGAGUUUUGAUUUGUUUUUUGAAUUCUUAUUGAGUUUUGAUCAUGAUUCAAAAUUUCGAUAAAUACGAAAUUUAUGAAGAUUGGUUCAGAAAUUCUGAAUUUGUUUUGAAAUUUCUGACCGGAUAAUUCAUAGGCUUUUCUGAACUCUAAAACAAAUUCCGGAGAAAUUUUGAAAAAUAUCAGAAAUUUCAUGGAAACCUAUAGAAAUUUUGCCCUGUAAUUUCAGCUUCUGAAUUACGAGCUAUUCUCAGAACUGAAAAAAAAUCCAGAAAAAUCUUAUUAAAGUUAUUGAUAAAUAAGAAAUUUAUGAAGUUUGAUUCAGAAAUUUCCCAAAAAAUAGUAAAAAGAUCCCUGAAUGUUUUUUUCUUCCAAUUUCAACCCCAUUUCAUAUAUUCCAGCCCAACUCGCGCGGUUUUGACCCUCUCAAAAUCAAUGUUCAAUGCUGGUUGUUUCUCCCUUCCGUAUGCUUGGAAAUUGGGUGGUUUAUGGGUCUCGUUCGUAAUGUCAUUUGUCAUCGCCGGUCUCAAUUGGUAUGGUAAUCAUGUUCUUGUGCGAGCCAGUCAACAUCUCGCCAAAAAAUCCGAAAGAUCCGCUCUCGAUUACGGUCAUUUUGCUAAGAAAGUUUGCGAUUAUAGUGAUAUCCGAUUUCUACGAAAUCAUUCCAAAGGUGUUAUGUAUUUUGUAAAUAUUACUAUUUUGUUCUACCAACUUGGAAUGUGCAGUGUUGCUAUUUUGUUCAUUUCUGAUAACUUGGUGAGUCUCUGAGAUGAUUGAAGUGUAAUUGGAACAUUUUGUUUCAGGUAAAUCUUGUUGGUGAUCAUUUAUCAGGAACUCGUCAUCAACAAAUGGUUCUUAUGGCCACAGUUUCACUUUUCUUCAUUUUGUUAACCAAUAUGUUCACAGAAAUGAGGAUUGUCUCAUUUUUCGCGCUCGUUUCUUCGGUUUUCUUUGUGAUUGGAGCUGCUGUUAUUAUGCAAUUCACAAUUCAGUUAGUUAGAGCGGGAAAAAUAAUUCGAAAAAUCGUUUUAAAAACUUUUUGAAGAUAGACAAAAAAUGAGAAUUCUUCACUAAUUCUAAUUUCAAUUCAAAAAAAUUUAGAUUCAGAAAAUUGUACUCAAAAACUGCUGAAAAAUGCAAAAAAUCACAAUUUUCAGUUAAAAAUAUAAAAUAUUUGGAAUUUUUGUUCUCAAAAUUUAAUCAAACAUUAUUUUUUAACUCAAAUUCAAAAUAAAGUCCCGAAAAUUCAAUUAUUUGGCUCAUUUUUCCAGCUGAAAAUCACAGAGAAAAUUUUUUUCAGAAAAAAUCAUCCCUAGUAAAAGUAAAUCAACGAAAACCUGGAUAAAAGCUAAAAUUAGUACCAAAGUUCAAAAUUUUUCCUGAUUUUGCCAUGAAAUCUUCUAAAAAUACAAUAUUUUUGAAAAUUUAGAGUUCUGAAUAUUUUUCAGACAACCAAAUCAGUGGUCAAAGUUACCGGCGUCGACGAAUUUUUCUGGAACAAUAACAAUGAUUGGAAUGAGUAUGUAUGCUUUUGAAGGACAAACUAUGGUAAACUUUUUUCCCGGCUUCACCAUCUAAUCCUAUUUAUUCCAGAUUCUUCCAAUUGAGAACAAACUCGACAACCCGGCUGCAUUCCUCGCUCCUUUUGGUGUUCUCCCAACAACAAUGAUGAUUUGCACCGCUUUCAUGACAGCUCUCGGAUUUUUCGGCUACACCGGUUUCGGUGAUUCGAUUGCUCCAACCAUCACAACAAAUGUGCCAAAAGAUGGACUUUAUUCGACAGUUAAUGUAUUUCUCAUGUUACAAUCAUUGUUGGGUAAUUCGAUUGCAAUGUAUGUAGUUUAUGAUAUGUUUUUCAAUGGAUUUAGAAGAAAGUUUGGAGCGAGAUUUCCGAAUUGUCCCAAAUGGUUGUCUGAUAAAGUGAGUUAUUUGGGUAAAUCGAGAAAGUUAGGGUAACUAAGCCUAGCCUUGGCUUUACUUCAUCACAAAAUUCAAAUUUUUGCAGGGAUUCCGUGUUUUCUGGGUGUUGGUCACAUAUUUGAUGGCUGUUCUGAUUCCAAAACUCGAAAUUAUGAUUCCAUUAGUCGGUGUUACCAGCGGAACACUUUGCGCAUUCAUUUUCCCGCCAGUCUUCGAAAUGAUCACAUUUUGGACUGAUUGGAAAGGAUUAUUAUCAUAUCGCCAGAGAAUCACAAAAAUAACAAUUAAUUGCAUUGUUAUCUCAAUUGGCAUUUUUGCAAUUUGUGCUGGAACUUAUACAAAUAUCCAAGCAAUUGUUCAAUCUUUCGGAACUCCAGAUCCAUAA
Molecule: messenger RNA, 3118 nt
Organism: Caenorhabditis angaria
Lineage: Eukaryota; Metazoa; Nematoda; Chromadorea; Rhabditida; Rhabditidae
Source: the annotation of a GenBank genome assembly